UUUCGUUUUUACAAUUUUUCUCGAUGACAUGGAAGGACAAAAUUAGAAAUUACAUUCUUCUGUUUCAGUCCUUAAGAGCUAGAUCAGCGAUUACGAAUAAUUUUAACAGAUUUACAGUGAUCAAAAUGACUUCAACUGAAGAAAAAGCAGGGUGCUUCAAUACAAUGUACCGCAUGGGAAGAAAAACAGAGGAAUGUUUGUUGUUAUGGCAUAUAAAUAUCUUGUCAAGCAGCCCCGUGAUGAUGAUAUCAGGAAAGCCAGAAUUCUCGGAUGGUGUAUAGAACUGUUGCAAGCUUUCUUUCUUGUGGAAGAUGAUGUGAUGGACAAGUCAUAUACAAGGAGAGGACAACCAUGCUGGUUCAGGAAGGAAAAUGUUGGGCUUGAGGCAAUAAAUGAUGGUAUUUACAUUGAGUCUUGCAUAUAUAAAAUACUCAAACAUUACAUACGAGAUACAUCGUACUAUAUUGACAUCAUAGAACUUUUCCAUGAGAUAACACACUGUACAAUAACUGGACAAUGUUUAGACAUGACAGUAUCACCUCCAGCUGGAACUGUUGAUUUCACUUCAUAUACAAUAGAAAAAUAUAAUGCAAUUGUGAAAUGGAAGACCGCCUUCUACUCAUUUUAUCUACCUGUAGCCAUAGCUAUGUACAUGGCUGGAAUCCGUGAUGAUUUUAACCAUAAAUGUGCCAAAGAUAUUUUAUUGAAGAUGGGAGAAUAUUUCCAAGUUCAGGAUGACUAUUUAGAUUGUUAUGGAGACGAGGAUGUGAUAGGCAAGAUAGGAACAGAUAUACAAGACAAUAAAUGUAGCUGGCUAGUCAUUAAAGCUAUUCAGAAGGCAUCUCCUCAUCAACUUGCAGUGCUCAAGGAAAAUUAUGGCAGCUCUGAGGGAACAAAAGUUUCAGUUGUGAAAUCUCUAUACAAAGAGCUUGGACUAGAAGAGGAAUUUAGAGACUUUGAAGAGAAAAGUUUUCAAGAGAUCUUACAGCUGAUAGAAAAAUGUAGUGGUGAAUUACCAAAAGAAAUGUUUAAAGCAUUUGUACAGAAGAUCUACAAGAGAAAUAAGUAGUGAGUCAGUAACAUGAUGCUAUGUUGUUGUUCUGUGACAUGAUGCUAUGUAAAAGUACAGUGGUAUAAUGCUGUUAUAUACCAGUAAUAUUAUACUUUGUAAUAAUGAUGUGGCUUCAUAUGUCAAUAGUGCUAUUACAUAAUAUUUGUGUUGCAGAAUCAUGGGAUAUGACUGUUUGUUAUAAUCUUCCUUUGUCAUGAUGUUGAAUUAUAUUGCAGUUAUAUGAUACUGUGUUAUAGAGCACUGUAACAUGAUGCUGUGUUUAAAGCACUGUGAAAUUAUGCUGUGUAAUGGCAUUGUGAUAUGAUACUGUGUUAUAUUGCUGUAACUUAAUACUAUAGAGUUAACGCAAGUUUUUCUGUGUUAUAACGUCUGAAGAGUCCCGAGGAACGGUUCCGAGAUAUCUGCAGACUUUAAUACACCAAAUAAACGUGCGUUGACGCUAUUAUAGCUUAAAAUUUUAAAACAGAUUCAUGAUGUAUAUUUAAUACAAAACACAUACAUUAAAUCUUUGUGCUUGGA
Molecule: messenger RNA, 1591 nt
Organism: Ruditapes philippinarum (Manila clam)
Lineage: Eukaryota; Metazoa; Mollusca; Bivalvia; Venerida; Veneridae
Product: farnesyl pyrophosphate synthase-like
Exons: 8
Coding region: 194-1069 (291 amino acids)
Biological process (GO): trans, trans-farnesyl diphosphate biosynthetic process
Cellular component (GO): cytoplasm
Molecular function (GO): (2E,6E)-farnesyl diphosphate synthase activity; dimethylallyltranstransferase activity
Source: RefSeq, a predicted model, not a curated record